GGGCGCGGGGCGCCGGGGCCGGCCCGCACGGCGCCGCCGCUGCCCUUUCCUUCUCCCGCAGCGCUGCCCGGGCACCUUCUGCGCGGCCUCCUGCCGCUCCUCAACGUGUUCUACCUGGAGCGGGCCGAGGGCGCCGCGCGGCGCGCAGGCCUCUCAACGCAGCCAAUUUGGCGCAAGCUCUGGGAUGAUGUGAUGAAAAUCAGGCCACCCAACUCAGAGAAUGUAACCUGUUGGAGGAAGAAGUUCCUUGAAACAUUCUUCUUAAACGUUCUUCACGGCGUCUUGGAUGUUUCUUCCGACUGGCGUCUCAACGACCAUCAUUUUUCACCGUUGCUGCACAGCUCGCAGCACGUUACCCAGCUCACUCUCUGCAACAUGCUGCAGGCAGUGACCAAGCUCACUGCUGAACACAACCAAAAGGUACUCGAAAACCUGGCGGGCUCCCUGCGAAUACUGAAGUUUCAGCACCUGCUCUCCACUGACCAGUCUGUCAGACAUUCCCUGGUUUUACUUCUUCACCGACUGAUUCACCAUGGCUCUGUCAGCCAAGUGUCCGUGUACUCCUGGCCUGUUCCUGACACAGUUCUUCUCAUUCUCAUUUUGAGCAUGAGUGCUGGCUACUGGUGCUCGGGAAAGGUGCUUCCGUAUCGCAGCAGCCCCUGUGGCCUUUGCAGAGAGGACAGUGCCCAACGGCAGGAAUCAACACGAGAGCAAACGGAGCUGGAGCGUUGCGAUGGGAAGGAGCGGAGUGGCGACAAGGAGCUGCCGGCCUCCCUCGGAGCAUGGGGGGCUCAAGAGGGGCUGCCCGGGCGCGGGGCUGACGCUCCCCACGGCCCAGCCAUGUCUGCACUGCAAAGUGCUCCUUCCCCAGACGUGCUGCGUGAGGAGGGAAGCUCCGUGGCGUCCUGCAACCCCCCUGCAGGGUCUUCUCCCCGCUGCCUCGUGGAAGGGCCGUCCUGUCGGCCCGUCCUUCGGAAGCUCCGUAGGCGUCAGAAAGCUGCGGUGGGGAGGAGACGCCGCUGCCCCCGGCGAAGCAGGGGCGCGUAUGAUGACCAGGAAGACCUUUAUGAUUUUGUUUUUGCUGUUGCUAGAGAGAAUGCUUCAGAAUUACGUGGAAACAGUGUCACAGAAGGAGAAAACGCUGAUAACUGUUCUAGCUCCUCCACAGGAUCUCUGUGCUCCAGCAGUGCUGGUUGUAAGAAAAGAGGCAGCUCUCCUGGGACCUUCUCACUGAAAACUGCUCAGCGCUUCCGAAGCAUAUCCACACUGGAAUUGUUCUCCAUUCCUUUGACUGAGGAUGCCUGUUGGACUCUGAGUAACCUGCUGAGCUCCUGGGUGUCAUUAGAAAACCUGGUUCUGUCUUACAAUGGCCUGGGGGCGAACGUCGCGUGCCUCCUGUGGGCGCUGCGGGCCCUGUCGCGCCGGCCGGGCUGCCGCCUGCGCGUGCUGCGCCUCAGCGACGUCUUCUGCCACGUGCCCUGCGUGGAGCUGGUGCGCUGCGUCCUCAGCGCCCUGCCCCGUCUCCGCACGCUCUCCGUCAGCUUCGACCUCAAAAACCAGGCCGAGGGCAACGGGCCAGGAGGGAACCCGAGCUGCAGCGAGACGGAAAUCCCAGAGAGCUGCCUAGAGCAGCUGGAAAUCCGGUUCCCGCGGGAGCCUCUGCACACCGCGUUGCUGCUGCCGGUGCUGAAGGCGUCGCGGGCCCUGCAGCAGCUGUCCCUGGACAGCGCCGCUCUGCCCUGUCCUCGGGAGCUCCAGGACCUGCUGCGAGCGCUCAAAGAGUGCAAUCCAGACUUGAAGAAACUGAGCUUCCAUGAUGUGAACCUGGCUGACCACCAGAAAGAAGUUCUGCUUUUGCUUCAGGACCCCAUUCUGCAAGAAAUCACAUUCUCCUUUUGCCGGCUGUUUGAAAGUUGCACUACGGAGUUUUUGUCAGAAAUAAUCAAUACAGUGAAGAGAAACUCAUCUCUGAAGAGCCUCAAACUGCCUGGGAACCGCCUUGGGAAUCACAGACUGGUUGCCCUUGCAGACAUUUUCUCUGAAGAUUCCUCCUCUUCUGUUUGCCAGCUGGAUGUCAGCUCAAAUUGCAUCAAACCUGAUGGGCUCCUCGAGUUCACAAAGAAGCUGGAAGGCCACAUCCAGCAGAGAGGGGGUCACAUUAAAUUCACCCACCUGCAUCUCUUUCAAAAUUGGCUGGACCAGGACGUGGAGACAGCCCAGGAAGCCCUUGGGCGCCUCCGUGCCCUGUGCAGCGUGGUCAACGACACGUGGGACUCGUCCCAGGCCUUCGCCGACUACAUCAGCGUCAUGUGA
Messenger RNA from Tinamus guttatus (white-throated tinamou), 2313 nucleotides. Lineage: Eukaryota; Metazoa; Chordata; Aves; Tinamiformes; Tinamidae. The record is from RefSeq and is a predicted model, not a curated record.